AUGGCCUACUCUCUCGUUGAUGGUGCUGUCGCUGACUUGGAGAGUAUUACUCGCCUCCAAUUUUCGGCGUUCUUGUCUACAAUUGCCAUCGAGCGUCUCGUCUAUCCCGCUGGCAUGACCCGUCGCACACUUGCCCUGGCUGUCCAAGCAAAGAAACGAAGUUUCAACCAGUCACAUGUGCGCUAUUUUAAAGUAGUCACUGAUAACGGCCAGAUCGUGGCGUUCGCACGAUGGUAUGUCUGGACCGAGGACCAACCUGAGACUGCUUGGGGGGCCCCUUUCAGCUUCACACCGCCUGAAGGGCUGCCGCCGAGUGAAUUCAACUCUGGGGCAGCCCAGCAGUAUUACCGAGGUGUAGAUACCUUGAAGAAAAACAACAUCCGGGGAAGACGGUGUCUGUAUUUGUCACUGCUGGCGACACAUCCAACCCACCACGGGGAAGGAUGCGGGAGCACUCUCAUGAACUGGGGCAUGAAGUACGCAGAGACACACGCGCUUGACCUGUACCUCAUUUCCUCACCGGAAUCGCUUCCUUGGUAUCAAAAGUUUGGCUUCUGUGUAAUCGACACGUUUUCAAUGGACAUGACCAUGGCAGGCGGAAGCGAGGAGGAUAACACAAGUGGCUUCUACACGGCCACUCUGAUGCAGCUGAGGUGCUCGAGAAACAACGCACUCUGA
Molecule: messenger RNA, 678 nt
Organism: Fusarium keratoplasticum
Lineage: Eukaryota; Fungi; Ascomycota; Sordariomycetes; Hypocreales; Nectriaceae
Product: N-acetyltransferase domain-containing protein
Exons: 2
Coding region: 1-678 (225 amino acids)
Molecular function (GO): acyltransferase activity, transferring groups other than amino-acyl groups
Source: RefSeq, a predicted model, not a curated record